CGUUCGACUCGCGCUCUCGCUCGCAUUCGCUCGCUCGCUCGCGUAGGCGCCUGGCGAGCUGGCUGGCUGGCUGGUUGGCUGGCUGGGCUGGGGUCGGCAGGCCAGACGGGGCGGGGCUGGGCGGGGCUGGGAUCGCGGUUCAGACUUGCGCUUGUUGUGAGCGUCGGGUGUUCUUUUCUUCGACAUCAUCGAGGACUUCUGCUGCUGAGCAGGCAGGCGGCAGCAGCAGCACCAGUGAGGGAGGAGCUUCUUUGCUCGCUUCACCUAUGCCGGUGCUUUAAGCAGAUUUCGUUGGCCUUUCUUGUCGCUCGCCCCAUUCCAGGACUCGCGGGGAGGAGCAGAGGUUUCUAAACCAUGGAUCUCAAGAAGGUCCUGGAUCAGACCGUCCGAGAACUGAAAAGAGAGGUGAACAAGAAAGUUUUGAAGGUUCCUGAAAUCGAACAAAAAGUCUAUGAAGCAACCAGUAAUGAGCCUUGGGGUCCUCAUGGAACUCUCAUGGGAGAUAUCGCCCAAGCUACCCGUAAUUACAACGAGUAUCAGAUGAUUAUGGCUAUACUAUGGAAGCGAUUGAACGACACGGGGAAAAACUGGCGUCAUGUUUACAAGGCUUUGACUGUGUUGGAAUUUCUGGUUGCCAAUGGAGCUGAGCGAAUCAUAGAUGAACUCCGAGAACAUGCCUAUCAAGUUCAGACCUUGGUGGACUUUCAAUAUCUGGAGGCUGGGGGAAAGGAUCAGGGUAUUAAUGUCAGGAAGAAAGCCCAAACUCUCGUGGGCCUAUUAAACGACAAGGAAAAAAUACGCGAAGUGCGAAACAAAGCAGCCUCCAACAGAGACAAGUAUCGAGGUUCGGGUACAGUGUUCCGAUCCAAGUCUAGCAAGUAUUCCAGUACGGAUGGAGGCUACGGUGAUCGAGAAGAUGAGGAUCGUUAUGGCGCGAGCAGUCGAUCUGGUGGAAGAGAUGAAGAUGGUAGGUAUGCAGGAAACAGGGAUAGGGAAAGGGACAGAGAUGAUCGAUACAGGGAUGACGAUCGGUCCGGAAAAGAUACUAAUGGGGACCGUUACAGAGACGACAAGUAUGGUGGUGAUCGAGAUCGAACUGAGGAUGACAGAAGUUACGGAGGCAAAGGUGGAGAUCGAGGUUAUAACGACAGGUAUGGGGAUGAAGGUUCUGCCUCAGGUUAUGAUAAAGAUCGCGAGAGGAACUACGAAGAAGAAGAUCGCUAUCCUGCCAGGGGUGGAGGAGGCAACAGAGCCGAUCGGGGUGAUCCACCAGAAUACCCGGGCGAAGAGCGGGACGCUAGUGGCCUCGCCGCAGCAGUAGCUAGAGCUCAAACUAGUCAGACACAGGUGAGUCAGCCUCAAGCGUCAGCCACUGCUAGUCAAAAUGGUGAGCGCAAGUUACAAGCCGCAGGUUCUUCUGGAGGUUCUUACUUUGCAACCAAGCAAGAUGAAGAGGAGUUCGAUGACUUUGAUCCGCGAGGGGCCUUCAGCGCUACAGGUUCUGCCCGGCAAGAUGAGGAUCCUUUCGGCAGUUCGGCUCCUGCUCCUCCUCCAGCAGCGGCACCUGUGAUCCCUCCUCCUACUGCAGCAAAAAGUACGAGUGGCAUAGAGGAUCUUUUUGGAGACAACUCGUUUCUCGCAGCUCCCACUGGCUCUUCAUUCCAGGGCAAUGGUGUCACUGUACGGCAGGAUGAUCCUUUUGGAGAACCAGCAUUUUCUGUGGAUCAACCAUCUACAGCGGCCUUCGGUGCUCAGCCGACAUCUUUAUUUCCUUCUGCUGGUGGAGCAGCCAAUGUUGUGAGUAACGAUGGUUUUCAGGCGUUUCCACCUGCACCUUCGAACGAGGGCGCCGCAGGCAAUGCUACUUUUGGAGCUAGUUUCUCGGCAGCACCUCCUGUGAAGCCCCCGGCUCUGACUCCUCCUCCCAGUUACCAACAAUCUCCUAUAUUACAGCAACAGACGCCCAGUUACCAGCCACAGGCUCCCAACUAUCAACAGCAGGCUCCCAACUAUCAACAACAGGCUCCCAACUAUCAACAACAGGCUCCCAGCUAUCAACAACAUGGCCACACCCAGUCUGCUCCAAAUUCAUUCCAGCCUCCUCCACCAGGUCCUUACCAGCCUCAGACCUUUUCACACCCAUCUGGAAAUAAUCAACAAAUGCUCUAUGGACAGCCACAGUCUUCCGUAGGUGCGAACCCUCCUCUCGGUGCAAAGUCUAUGAGCAUGGGUGGAAAUAACGCUGCUGUCAACCCUGGAGCUAUUGUACCAGUACAGGCGCCAGUAAGCAAACCUCAGCCUAAAGAGUUCAAACCAAAGUCUGCUAUUUGGAGUGAUACUCUUAGUUCUGGUAUUGUGGACCUUAACAUCUCAGGUCCAAAGACAAAUCCUUUGGCUGAGCUUGGAAUCGACUUGAAGGAUUCAAUUUUUUCUGUCAUGGAAAAGAGGAAGGAGGAGAAGGCUGCACCAACAAACAUGGGUAGGGCAAUGGGUUCCGGAACAGGUCUUGGGUUAAAAGCUGCUAGCGGGAUUGCGGCUCCACCUCCUCCGAGUAUGAUGGGUGGUGGCAUGGGCAUGGGCAUGGCUCCUGGUAUGCAAAUGGGAGGCAUGGGCAUGGGAGCGGCUGGAGGUAUGCGGCAGCCUGGCAUGGGCAUGGGCAUGGGCAUGAAUCCAGGCAUGGGCAUGCAGCCAGGCAUGGGGAUGAAUCCAGGCAUGGGUAUGAAUCCAGGCAUGGGCAUGAAUCCUGGUAUGGGUAUGAACCCUGGUAUGGGCAUGAAUCCUGGUAUGGGUAUGAACCCUGGUAUGGGAAUGAAUCCUGGUAUGGGAAUGAAUCCUGCGAUGGGGAUGAACCCUGGUAUGGGUAUGAACAUGGGCAUGAAUAUGGGUUCAGGGAUGGGCAUGGGAAUGGGUGGUUAUCCCAACUCCCAAUACAGCGGGUAUAGGUAGUAGGAUUAGUCCAUGGAGUUGAUGCUUAAGUGUUACCCAAGAGAAAUUCUUUCACCUUUCCAAAAGUGAGUUGAUUCUAGAGAGCUACCAAUAGACCUGUAGUGAUAUUUAGUAUUAGAGAUUAUUUCUCUGGACAUCGAAAGUGAU
Marchantia polymorpha subsp. ruderalis is the source of this 3093-nucleotide messenger RNA. NCBI's taxonomy places the organism in Eukaryota, Viridiplantae, Streptophyta, Marchantiopsida, Marchantiales, Marchantiaceae. The record is from the annotation of a GenBank genome assembly.